CCACAUCCAGUGCAUAUAUGUAGCUGAUCUAUGGAUAAGAUGCAUAUAACUUGUCUAUGGCGUCUUGAUCCAUUGAAAAAUGCAUUUCUUUGGCCACCACGAGCAUCAUCUAAGCGGAUUGCGACGCAUUAAUCAAAUUGGACCCGCUUAUCACCAUACGCCACUUUGGCAGGAAGCGCAGGAGACGCAGUUGCAUUUAAAGGAAACUUAUUUAUGGCAACAGCGUAAGGGUUCGCGGGUUAGCACAAUCAAUGACUGGCUGCAGAUACAAAUUGGUGGCUCCGAUGAUCUGAAAAAGAAGAAGCCGAGCAAACAGAACUGCAUAAAAUCAACAAAAUAUACGCUCAUCACAUUUCUGCCGCAGAAUCUAUUGGAGCAAUUUCGUCGCAUUGCGAAUUUUUAUUUUCUGGUUAUGACCAUAAUAUCGCUGCUAAUAGAUAGUCCUGUGUCGCCUAUGACAUCGCUGCUGCCUUUGGUAUUUGUAAUUGCAGUAACAGCCGCCAAGCAAGGAUAUGAAGACAUUUUGCGCUUUAGAACAGACAAUGUGGUUAAUCGUUCGCCAGUUACAAUCAUAAGGAAUGGCGUCGAGUCGAUUAUACAAUCACAAAAUGUAGCCGCUGGCGAUUUGAUUGUUGUGGAACGCGACUGCGAUGUGCCCUGCGAUCUGGUGCUGCUGCGCUCCACAGAUCCGCAUGGCAAGUGCUUUAUAACAACGGCCAAUUUGGAUGGCGAAUCGAAUCUAAAGACGCUGAUGGUGCCGCGAGAUUUGCCCACAGUGCCCAUUGAUCAAAUGCAUAAGUUGGGCAUCAUUGAGUGCGAGAGCCCUGGCACCGAUCUCUACAGUUUCAAUGGCAAACUGGAGCUGGCCGGCGGCGAGGGACGUGUGCUGCCGCUCACUGCGGAGAAUGUGCUGCUGCGUGGGUCGCGUGUUAAGAAUACGGAGUGUGUCAUUGGCUGUGCCGUCUACACGGGCAUGACCACCAAGCUGCAGCUCAACAGUCGCCUCACACGCAACAAGACCGCCUCCAGUGAGGUCUAUGUGAAUCGUUUCCUUAUCUUUAUACUGAUUGCGUUGAUAGCAAUCGUAACGCUGCUCUAUUUCCUCAAGCGUUACAAUGAGCUCUUUGUGAUACCAAAACUCACCUAUCUGGGACCCGCUGCCGAUGGCUACAGCGUCAAGCAGUUUCUACAGGACUAUCUAUCGUUUCUCAUACUCUUCAACUAUCUGAUACCCAUUUCAUUGUACGUCACCAUUGAGCUGCAGCGCGUCAUAGGCAGCAUGUUCAUGGAAUGGGAUACGCAGCUGUACGAGGAGGAGACGGAUCAGCAGUGUGUGGUCAACACAUCCAAUUUGAACGAGGAGCUGGGACAGAUCAAUAUACUCUUCUCGGAUAAGACGGGCACGCUGACCAAGAACGAAAUGAACUUUCAGCAGUGCUCGGUGGCAGGGCGUAAAUAUCAUUAUAAGAAGACGCGACUGGAGGAUGAGGAGACCAAAGCCUUGAUAGACAUAAACAAGUUCAAUCUGGACCAGAAGGUUUUCUUUCAGGCGCUGGCUAUUUGCCACACUGUGCAGGUGGCCACCAGCACGACAGAGGAGGCCGCCGCCGCCGCCGCAGCAGCUGAGCUGCCGGCCAAGGAUAACAACAUGUCGGACAUUACCGAGGAGAGUCACAAUUCUAGUCAGCACAGUGAGCUGAAUGUAAGUCACACCAUUGAAACAUCGCUCUCGGCGCAUCCAAACGGCGCACAUGCGCCUGUCAGUUCCUCCGAUGUCAAUCCGCUGCUCAUCUCCGAUGAUGGCUACAAAGUCGAGCGGCGCAAGCGUCCGCAAGUGGUCAAACGCAGUCCCAACUUUACGCGCGCCAACAGCCAGAGCAACAACAACAACAGCAAUGCACUGCCCAUGGAUCAGCUGGCCGUCAAUGGACUGCAGAGCGCACCCAACAUUAUGCGGCCAGCGUCGCUGCAGUUUCAACGCUCCAACUCGGAGCGCGAUCUGCCGCAGUACGAGCAGGCAGCCAACAAUGCCGCACUCUUUGGCCAUCGACGCGCGCAUUCCUAUGGCGCGCCCAAUGCGUAUCUAACAAGUCCCGUGGGCAGCGCUUCGCCACCUGCCGCCGGACUGUUUCGUGCCGCCAGCACCACCUCCAGAGAAUCCUAUGCAGCGCCCACAUUUACGCGCCAGCCCACGCUGCUGAUACGCGCCGAAUCGCAGCGACGUAAAAAUGAAAUCCAACAGACUUUGUCCUUAUUGGACUACCAGGCAUCCAGUCCGGACGAGAAGGCGCUAGUGGAGGCCUGCGCCAAUCUGGGUCUCGUCUAUACCGGCGACGAUGAUGAGGUGCUGCAUGUGCGCGUCGUGCCGCCGCACUUGGACUACAAGCGUCCCUUUGGCAGUAGCAAGCCACGUGAGGAGCGCUUCUAUCGCCUGCACGUGCUCGAGUUCACAUCGGACCGCAAGCGCAUGAGCGUGAUUGUGCGCGAUGAGGCUGGACGCAAGUGGAUCUAUACCAAGGGAGCCGAGAGCUACGUCUUUCCGCUCUGCGCCAAUAGCGCGGCGCAGAUGGUGGCCAAGACCGACGGCCAUAUAAGCGACUUUGCGCGCUUGGGUCUGCGCACGCUGGCCAUAGCGCGUCGGGAGAUCAGCGAGGCGGACUAUCAGGAGUUUGUCAGCUCGCUGGCGCUGGCAAAUAGCUCGCUGGAGAAUCGCAAGCAGCUUAGCGAGCAGUGCUAUGCCAAGAUUGAGAGCAAUUUGGAUCUAUUGGGCGCCACUGCUGUGGAGGAUGCGCUGCAGGACGAUGUUGCUGAUACUCUUGUCUCGCUGCAGGCAGCCGGCAUUAAGAUCUGGGUGCUGACAGGCGACAAGGUCGAGACUGCGCUGAACAUUGCGCUCUCCUGCGGCCACAUACCGCCCGAUGCCAAAAAGUAUAUCAUACUGGAGUGCAAGAAUCGCGAGGAUUUGCUGGUGCAUCUCAAUGUGCUGGAGCGUGAGAUUGUCUUCGGCAUGGGACGUGACUGUGCGCUGCUUAUCGAUGGACAGAGUUUGAGCGUAGCGCUAGCCGAGACGCCCAAGGAGUUCCGCGACGUUGCCGUCAAAUGCAAGGCGGUGCUCUGCUGUCGCCUGAGUCCGCUGCAGAAGAGCGAAGUGGUGGCGCUGAUCAAGUCCUCCAACGAGAAUUACAAUACAGCUGCCAUUGGUGAUGGCGCCAACGAUGUGUCCAUGAUACAGGAGGCCCACAUAGGCAUCGGCAUCAUGGGACGCGAGGGCAGGCAGGCGGCACGCUGUGCAGACUUUGCCUUUGCCAAGUUCUGCAUGCUGAAGCGCUUGCUGCUCGUCCAUGGCCAUUACCAUACCGUGCGGCUAUCGCUGCUGGUUUUGUACUUUUUCUACAAGAAUAUUGUAUUCAUGGGCAUUAUGUUUCUAUUUCAAUUCCACACGCUGUUCUCCUCGUCAUCUGUUUACGACUCGCUCUUCCUAACGCUCUACAAUGUGAUUUAUACCUCGCUGCCCAUUCUCUUCAUAGCGCUAACCGAGAAGCCCUACACCGAGGAGACGCUAAUGCAAAACCCCAAGCUUUAUAAAAAGAAUACGGACAACAAGCAGCUGCAUUGGCCCUACUUUCUUAUGUGGACCAUGUUUGCUAUUUAUCAUUCGGUUGCCAUAUUCUACUUCCUCUACGGCAUCUUCUCUUUCAACAACGUGGUGCUCAAUGGCGGCCAGACUGCUGCCUUCUCCUGCUUUGGCACACUGCUCAUGUGGUCUGUGGUCAUCAUAGUCAAUCUGAAGGUCUGGCUGGAGUCCAUGUAUCUAUCCUAUUGGUAUAUAGCGACCAUUAUCCUAUCUAUACUUGCAUUUAUGAUCACCACGGUCAUCUACAAUGUCAUCAAUCUUGACUACGAUACGGAUAUCUAUUGGGCCUAUAAUAAUCUCUUGGCCUCGCUGCCUGUCUGGCUAUAUAUCAUAUUGUGUAUGGUGGCCUGUCUGUUGCCCGAUUUCACGCUUAAAAUGCUCCGAAGAGCUUUGAAUAUCAAAAGCUUUAGCAUUUUUCCAGGCAAACAGCGCAAACUGGAAAUGCGCCGUAAAUUCGAGUCGACUUACUUAUAAUACUUACACUCUAUAUAUAGAAACAUAGGUUAGCAUUCUUUUGUACAGUUUGUUUUAUUUAUUUAUUUUCGUCACUUAGCUUGUAAUACUUUUUUU
Messenger RNA from Drosophila busckii, 4204 nucleotides. RefSeq names its product probable phospholipid-transporting ATPase IF. Gene Ontology annotation, biological process: phospholipid translocation. The record is from RefSeq and is a predicted model, not a curated record. The transcript has 10 exons. NCBI's taxonomy places the organism in Eukaryota, Metazoa, Arthropoda, Insecta, Diptera, Drosophilidae. Gene Ontology annotation, cellular component: plasma membrane; trans-Golgi network; endoplasmic reticulum. Gene Ontology annotation, molecular function: ATP hydrolysis activity; ATPase-coupled intramembrane lipid carrier activity; ATP binding. The coding region runs from base 80 to 4108 and encodes 1342 amino acids.